Guillardia theta CCMP2712 is the source of this 945-nucleotide messenger RNA. RefSeq lists its product as hypothetical. The record is from RefSeq and is a predicted model, not a curated record. The transcript is spliced from 17 exons. The coding region runs from base 1 to 945 and encodes 314 amino acids. NCBI's taxonomy places the organism in Eukaryota, Cryptophyceae, Pyrenomonadales, Geminigeraceae.
AUGGACAAGGAGAGGCUGAAAGCGCAGGCAGACGAGCUGCAGGGCGUCGUCGACCGGCAGACGUUAGAGAUCAGGAGGAGGUAUAUGCUGAAUGAGGAGCUACUCGAGCUUCAGCGAAACCAUGAGGCGUUCAGAGAAAAGUUCAUUCUAUUCAGGGACGAGCUGGCGAACAGACGGGCGCAGCUGGAGGAAGGGAGGAGUGAGAAUGGUUUUCAUCGCCUCGAUGGACUGCGCUCUGUCGUCAGAGAUCUGGAGAGAAAGGCUGACGCGUUAUCAACGGAGAAGAAAGAUCUGGAGGCGAAGGUGGCGAGCCGUCAGGCAUACGAUCAGGAAAUCAGAAACGAGAUCCACGCCAAGGAAACCAUGAUCAGCGACUUUCGCACUAGGGUGGAGAAGCAGGCUGAGUUCAUCCGUUUUCAAACGGCCAAGGUGGCAGAGCUCGAGCAGCAUCUCGAGCAGCUCCGGGAGGCUCCUGAGGAGAGAAUUGAGGAGGGGAGAACGAGGGAUGAUGUGGGAGUAGUUGGGCCUUCGAGUCUUCAGUCAGAGAGCGACUACAGGGAGCGUGAGUUAGAAGCUGCCAUCUCCCACAAUGCGAGGUCGCUCGAGAUGCAGAAGAGCAAGAUCGCGGACUUGAGGAGCAUCCUGGAGGACGAGAGGAGGAAGGCCGAGCAACUGCGAGAAUCGCUCUCGAUUGCAAAGAGGAAUGUCCAGGACCUUCAGAUCAUGCUACAGGACACAAACGCGAGGAAAUCAGGCCACGACCUCCAGCAGACCCUCCACGAGAGUCAGAUCGAGCUCUCCGCGGAGAAAUCGAAGUUUGACACCCUCAACGCUGAGCUGCUGGACCGCAAGAGGGUCAUCCAGCAGCUCGAGUCAAAAGUCCGUCAAGUCAACCUUGACCUGGAGCACCAGCAACAGGCAAGAUUGCAUUCGAAUUCUACUUGA